This is a messenger RNA of Acaulospora morrowiae, 3321 nucleotides long. NCBI's taxonomy places the organism in Eukaryota, Fungi, Glomeromycota, Glomeromycetes, Diversisporales, Acaulosporaceae. The record is from the annotation of a GenBank genome assembly.
AUGUCUACUAAGGCGUCGCCUGAAACUUCGAAUUCAGCUUCUAAUGCUUCCAUAACUGGGAUAAACGCAUACCUUGUUUUAUACAAUGUUGUCUCCUGGGCUGGCUGGACCUAUGUUCUAGGCUUAACUUUAUCAGAGCUUGCGCAGAACAAUUUGGACUUCACGACCGUGUACGAUCGAGUCGGAUGGUUGGUAACGAUGGUGCAGACCGGUGCCAUUUUAGAGAUCCUUCACGUGAUUAUUGGUUUCGUGAAGUCACCGCUUUUCACCACCACUUCGCAAGUUAUGUCCCGAUUAAUUCUCGUGUGGUUGAUAGUUGAUGUCUUUCCUGAGGUACGUUCUCAUUGGGCAUUCGCGACCAUGGUAAUAGCAUGGUCGACCACCGAAUGUAUCAGAUAUGCGUACUAUGGAUUCAACCUUGUCAAAAAACCCCCUGGUUGGUUACUAUGGUGCAGAUACACCUUUUUCUUUGUACUAUACCCUCUUGGAGCGGGAAGCGAAGCUAUACUGAUCUAUCAAUCUCUUCCUUACUCCAUGCAACUCAGUAAAAUUUAUUACUGGAUUGAAAUCUUCAUCUUGUUCGGUUACAUACCUGGAUUUUAUACCAUGUACACCCAUAUGAUCGGUCAACGUAAAAAAUAUUUGGGCAAAGGCAAAUCGAAAAAAACUAGAAAACAAACAUUCAACAACGUGAUUUUCAAAGUCUAUAGGUGCAGGGUAUCGAAUUUCUAUUUCAGGGGUAUUCGAAGUAGCGACUCGAACGGUUUGCGACCUUACGUUGAGGGUCAUAGAACAAACGUGAUAUCACAGGGUACCGCGCUACUUAUGCACGCGCGCCUCUUGGGUACUUUGGUUUCUUUUGGAGUUGGUUAUAUCACUUGUUACUACAAUUUGGUGACCAAGUUGUUCGAGGCUUUUAAUGACAUCCCGUCAACUACACAUAAGGACUUGGAUUUCUUUUUCUCCUUAUUCUUAUUCCUCUCUAUCGAAUCGCGGAUUACGAGUCUAGACGAAACGACAAUUAUCCACACAGAACCUCAGCUAGAGAACAUCUUAAAAGGAGAGGAAGUCUUUGACCUUGACGAGAUUAAGAUAUUCUGGCCAGCGUAUGCGUGUUCAAUAAAGACGAAACCAGGUUUUCUGGUCGGUUGGAACGUUCGUAACUUCACAACCUGUAUUGCCACCGUCAUUUCAAACGUGAAUCUUACAGAUUUAGAAUCCACUUUAUCCGCGUUAUCAACAGAUAAUAGUUCAUCAUUUGUUUAUAUGGACGAAGUAUGCGGUGCACCACCUAUUGUCCUGGGAGUUAUGACUACGCAUUUUGAUGAAAGGGAUGAUGCCCGUAAUAUGCUUAAUGCCGAAGGUGUCGCGGAAAAGACGAAAACAGCGAGUAUAUGGUUGCACAUUCAAUUACAAUCUAACAAUAUGCCUUCACUCAGAUCUAUAUAUCAUGGUGGAUAUCGAUAUUCAGAUGUCAGUUUGGAAAUUAUUUUUUACAAGCAACCAAAUCCCACCAGGCUUCAAUAUCUUUCGCUUGAACCUUUGGUACUUGAUAUACAAAAAAACAAUGGUCAUAAGGCUGAACAAGAUUUCACUACCAUUGAGAACAUGAAAAAAAUUAUCAGUACCAAGCUACACUCUUCCGGAAAGCAACGGAUGCCAUUUAAUGAUAUGGAGCUCAUCUUGAACCAGAUCAAUUCAUCUUUUGAAACUGAAAAAGCCAUCAUAUCUAGAUGUCGUUUUAUCACCGCGAGGCGUCAUCGAAGUGCCAGCGUUUCGGAGACUGUGAAAAAAUCUGCUUUGGGGAUAGGAAUGUUCAUAAAAAAUAUCGUGCUUUAUCCGGUACACCAUCUGGUUUCCGUUAUCCGGCCAUUUCUUGCUCACCCAAUAAUAUUAUUUCUCAUGCUGGUGCGGAUAUUCGCUGAUGUGGUGCUUCGGAUCUUGAAUCUAAGGUUUCCGCUGUGGAUUUUUAACGGGACCGCUCUGAAAGAUUUGUUUGCAACAUCACAGCAGAUCGAUUUGCGUCUCCAGCAAGCAAGUUUUUGGCCUUGGCAAUACAUGUUAUUGCGGCGAAGAGAUUGGACUAACACGGCGACAACUCGAGCGCAGUACAUAAGUAUGUGGCUUGUCGCGAACGACAUAAUAAUAGGCUUAACAAUAGGAUCUUUUCUCAUAAACAAUAGUGAGUACGUGGCAAAUAUCUUACUAAAGGACUAUCUUGAUUACUACACGAUCGCAAAGUUAGUGUCAAUGAUCGAAUGGUUGAUGGGUUGGCCGGCAGGCCUUAAAUUAAAUAGUGAACUGGAUAAAUUUCUAGGGGAACUUUUUCUUUGGCUAAUUGAUUGGUGGAGAGAUUGCGUGAUAACUGUCGGUCCAUUAACACCAAAAAUAAUUGAAUUAAUUGGACUGUCCGGGGUUCUGGGUGGAACGAUUGUUUUAUCACUUCUCUCUGACUUUCUGUCAUUCAUGACAUUACAUAUUUAUUUGUUCUACAUGGUUGCGGCAAAAAUUUUCAAUUGGCAAUUGAAUAUUCUUUAUUCUCUAUUUAAUUUAUUUCAAGGAAAAAAAUGGAAUACUUUACGGAAUCGCAUUGAUUCGUGCGAUUACGAUUUGGAUCAAUUACUCUUGGGCACAAUAUUGUUCACAUUAUUGACGUUUCUUUUUCCCACCAUUUUAGUAUAUUACGCCACGUUCGCAACGAGUAGAGUCGCCGUUAUCUUCUUACAAGCAGUUAUGGAAACACUCUUGGCAUUCCUCAAUCACUUUCCAUUGUUCGCGAUCAUGCUAAGAUUUAAAGAUCCAGAGAGAUUGCCGGGUGGAUUGAGAUUCGAGAUAUGUAAUCCGAAUUACUUUGCACCUCACGGAAUUGCGAGGAUGGUUCAAGGAAUCAAAUCUUUUUGGCCUCGGUUGGAUAGAUAUGACGCGCCGGACACGAGAAUAAAUGUACAAAGAUUGAUCGAACCGCAAAAAACGACUCGAAUAAGGAAAGAUCGGAUAAUGACUGCUAUUAAGGAAAAUGCUAACUCGGAUGUUUUUUCCAUCGAUUCUACUUUUCACGCGAAACAAUCGUUUCCGCAAAGAGUGAGCUAUCUCUUUAUGCAGAAUUUACCAAUACCACUAUCCGCAAUAUUUUUUCAAUACCUACUACUCUGGAAACAGUUGAGUUCACAUUAUUUUUCAUUCUACGUCUUACGUUGCCUUGUGAGCGGUGAAACCAUUAAACACAUAGCCAGGCUUCAAUAUCCAAUGUUACCUGAAACUAGACCUAAUUUAUUGAGCUUUUGGCUGUUUCUCAAAAUAAGUUUUGCAGAACAAGAAUAA